AUGAUCCUCAACCUCUAUCUACAGUCAUCAGCGGAAAGAAUCUUCAAGUCCCCUCCUGGCGCAUUCCCGCUGGCAUUUACACCAUCAUCACAUUCCUCACCUGCGUUGUCAGUGGAGAUCAGGGCGUCCUAUGAGCUUGGUCGAAUGCUAGGCGGUGGAGAGGUCAUUGGGGAACUUCAAAUGUUGUGGGAUGAGCUACUCGAUCAUGGAGAUCACCCAUUUGAUCUAUCCUUCCCAGCCGCGCGCGGUGUCCAACCUUCCAUUACACUGAGGGUUGCUAUUGUAUAUGCUUGGGACAAUCCAAACGGCACGCUAUUUGAUCCCCUCGUAGACUGCGAGAUUGCUCGAGACGCAGAUACGGGCCACGCACAAUUUGCCUCAUACAUGAAAAGCGACAAUGUCUCUCACCUGGACGAUGCUAUGGAGGAUUUUCAGUGGGUUCUGAACCAGUGUCCGGUCGGCCAUCCAGACCGCGCAACAGCUCUCAACAACCUCGCAUGGACCUACCUUCAAGGCUACCUCCAAAAUGAUGUUCAAGACAUUGAUUUCCCCACUUCCCUUUUCCGCAACGCCCUUGCAUUGCGUCCGCAGCACCAUCCCGAUCGUCCCUUAUCUCUAUUCAAUCUCGCCGUGGCGCUGAGUUGGCGCCACAACAAGACAAGAACUGCUGGCGACAUCCGGGAAGCCGCCCAACUAUAUCAUGAGCUACUGCCUCUCUGUCCAGAGGGCACGUACCUUCGUAGCAUCGCGGCAGGCAAAAAUAGUCUUGAUUAUGUGAUCUGCGGAUGCAAUGGUCUUCCACCUGAUGGAUCCGAUGAAGGCAUCCACCUUCGAAGAGUCGUCCUCGAGCUCUGUCCUCUGGGCCACCGACUUCGUCCCAUAACCCUCCACGAGCUUGCACAAGCAGUUGAAGCACGUUUUGAUCAGCACGGCGGCAUCGAUGAUCUUGACGCGAGCAUACAGCUUCGUCGUGAAGCCGUGUCUCUGUGUCCCGAGGGACAUGCUGACCGCGAUACCUACCUGAACAACUUGGCGUUUUCACUCGUAUCCCGCUUUAAGCACCAAGGCAAUCAUAACGACCUUGAUGGAGCCAUAUCCUUGCACGAAGCAGCGCUGCACCUGCGCCCUGUUGGGCACGAAUUUCGUGAUUACUCAUUGGGCAACCUAGGGGUCGCCCUCGUCGACCGUUUCAAGGAACGUGAAGACAUUGAAGACAUGACCCGAGCCAUCAGCUUCUAUCGCGAGGCACUGACGUUGCGCCCACCUGGGCAUCCAGGUCGUACCAUCACCCUUCACAGCCUUGCCCACGCGCUCCAAAACAGAUAUGACAAGUCGCAAGUUAGCGCGGAUCUUAACGAGGCCAUUCAUUGGUAUCGCGAUUCCCUUCGGUUACGGCGGCUUGACCAUCCAGGGCAUCAUUUAACUCUUUCCAAUUUGAGCUCGGCACUCUGCUCUCGUUUCACGGAAACUCAGGAGAACGAAGAUGUUGAGGAGGCCAUUGCUCUUUGCCAAGACUCAUUGGCGGCUCUGUCUUCACUGCACCCGGACAGGUACUUCAGCUACAUGUGGCUGCAGGAGGCCUAUUUGUCUCGUUACAGGGUUCUACACGACCCUGCUGAUUUGUCUCUUGCAGUGGAGAACUUGAGACUGGCAUCAAGGCACCCUACUCAGGGCUUUCCAUAUCGCAUUAGAACAGCCGGGAGAUGGGUCACCGCUGCAGAGACGCACAGUCAUAUAUCCUUACUGCAGGCCUACAGCACAUGCUUCGACCUUCUUGACGGUCAUUUAGCAACGCGAUCAUCGACAAUUUCACGACGCGUAGCUGCUGCUGCCUUCGAUGAUGUCAGAUCGCUGCCUGUAGAUGCAGCAUCGUGCGCUAUCCGUAAUGGCGAUCUACGACACGCAGUCGAACUCGCAGAGCAGGGCCGUGGCCAGCAAUGGUCGCUGGCAUCUCGACUCAGGACUCCAGUUGAAGACCUCGAGUCAGUAAAUCCGGCACUGGCGCACAAUUAUUUGGAGCUGAGCAAGUGCAUUUCCAAUGCAGCCCAGAGUUCUGCACAUAUCACUGACAGAGCUGCUGCUGCUCGGGCAGCAAUGGAGUACAGAAGACUUACAAGGCAAUGGGAAACUGCGGUAGCUGAGAUACGUGAUCUUCCGGCGUUUUCGCGCUUCCUGCUCCCACCUCUGUAUGCAGACCUGCAAGCGGCAGCCCGCCAGGGCCCGGUCAUCAUCCUCAUUGCCAGUCAAUACUCGUGUAGCGCCAUCAUCGUCCCCACGUCAGGAGACCCCCAUCAUGUUCCCUUGCCGUCUGUCACUCUCGCAGAUCUGACCAAUCUCAAGGAUUGCUUCGCCAGGGCAAUACGACAAGCAUCUGCCCUGGGCCCCAAAUUGCCGCGAAACGAUCUAAUAGUCCUCUUGCGGACAGUAUGGGACGAGAUCAUGCUACCCAUCGUCAACGUCCUCCGGCAUGAUCUGAAACUAAAAUACUACUCUCGAAUCUGGCUUUGUCCAACGGCAGCUUUCACGUCUAUUCCUCUCCACGCAGCUCACCCGUUCCGAACCAACCCAGAUGGCUCUAAGGAGCCAUGCCUGGAGGAUCUCUACAUUUGCUCUUACACGCCCACACUUUCGGCUCUAGUGAGAUCUAGACAGAUGAUGAAGAAGCGUGUCACUCCGUCCUUCAUGACAAUCGGACAGGGUCAACCGGGUGCAGGGAAAGGCAAGGCGCUCUUGACUGUGGACAACGAGCUUGAGCUUGUCCAUAAGCUCGUUCCUGCGACGGCCAAAUACACUACUAUUUCUGGGGACGCAGCCACACGAGCAGGUGCGCUCGAAGCUUUGCAAGCGAACACCUGGGUGCACCUUGCUUGUCAUGGCAAGCAGGACCCAAAGCAGCCUUACAAUUCACAUUUCGUCAUGAGAGACCAAGAUCUGACGCUGCUCGAUAUCAUGGAGAGAGACAUUCCACAUGCCGAGUUCGCAUUCCUAUCAGCGUGUCAUACCGCCGUCGGAGAUGAGGAGACCCCCGACGAAGUGAUUCACCUCGCAGCUGGUCUUCAGUUUUCAGGGUUCAAGAGCGUCAUUGGGACGCUGUGGCAGGUUGACGACUCCGUCGCACAACAUGUCGUCAAAGUCUUUUAUGAGAAUAUGUUCAAAGAUUCGAAGGAUGGUGGUGUGAUGGACUGUACGAGGGCGGCCUGGGCACUGAACCGUGCUACGCACGCUGUGAAGACGAAAGUGCCGCUGGAGCAGAGAAUGGUUUUUGUUCAUAUUGGUGUGUAGUUCUGUCGUAUUCCUAUCGCCUGGUACAUAUUCACAAACUGUUGAUCUGCGAUCUGUUGUGAAAAUGAUUCUAAUAUCAUACUCUUGCGCUCCAGCUAUCUUAUUUUCGUAUACUUUGUGGUAUUUUCGUCGACUAGAAUGUUCACUAAAGUACUUGUGUACUCGACUCGUUUACAGCCUCGUC
Molecule: messenger RNA, 3466 nt
Organism: Suillus discolor
Lineage: Eukaryota; Fungi; Basidiomycota; Agaricomycetes; Boletales; Suillaceae
Product: CHAT domain-containing protein
Exons: 4
Coding region: 1-3282 (1093 amino acids)
Molecular function (GO): protein binding
Source: RefSeq, a predicted model, not a curated record